This is a messenger RNA of Scleropages formosus (Asian bonytongue), 1538 nucleotides long. It is a transcript of the gene ccnyl1, whose product is annotated as cyclin Y-like 1. Gene Ontology annotation, biological process: regulation of cyclin-dependent protein serine/threonine kinase activity. Gene Ontology annotation, molecular function: protein kinase binding. NCBI's taxonomy places the organism in Eukaryota, Metazoa, Chordata, Actinopteri, Osteoglossiformes, Osteoglossidae. The record is from RefSeq and is a predicted model, not a curated record. The transcript is spliced from 10 exons. Bases 283 to 1317 code for a protein of 344 amino acids.
AGUGACCGCGACCCCGGUUUGCUCUCUCUGCUACCAUUAUGCGCCCACUUUCACUCGGUCGGGUACCGGGGCAUCAUGCAAGCGCUGCAGAACGCUGUCGGAGCCUUUAGCCGUCCGCUGUGAGAGCGCUCACCUUGUGGCCGUACUUCCCGAGCGCAGGCGCGCUGUUCCGGCUGGCCGUCGCUUUUCCCGCGGACUCCCUGACGCUCCAUGUUGUUGUGACGGCGCAGCAGAGCGCAACGCUAAGGAGGCGGGCGGGCGGUCGGUCUUUUCGGCGCGGCGAUGGGGAACGCGCUGUCGUGCUGUGUGUCGCGCGGCAGCAGUCCGCGACUCUCGAGGCAGCGGGAGUGGGAGCGCGCAGCCACCGAGGAGGAGCAGUCGAACCCGGAGCUGAGCGAGGACACCACGGCCCCCUUCCUGCAGCACAUCAGCGACCGCGAGGCGCCCGACGAUGUCGCUCUCGACUCGAACCCGUCAGACCACGCCCGGGCCAGUACCAUCUUCCUCAGCAAGUCUCAGCCAGACGUGCGGGACAGAAGGAAAAGCAAUCAUACAAGCCAUGUGUCUCCAGGUGUCCUUUCCAAGAAGUACAGCUCCUGCUCCACGAUAUUCAUUGACGACAGCACGGUGAGCCAGCCCAACCUCAAGAGCACCAUCAAAUGCGUCACACUGGCGAUAUUCUACCACAUAAAGAACAGGGACUCGGACAGGUCUCUGGACAUUUUCGAUGAGAAGAUUCAUCCGCUUUCAAGGGAGCACGUCCCAGACAACUACUCUCUCAUCGACCCCGAGCACAAGCUCAUCUACCGUUUCGUGCGGACGCUCUUCAGUGCUGCCCAGCUGACUGCCGAAUGUGCCAUUGUCACUCUGGUGUACCUGGAGCGUCUUCUUACGUAUGCGGAGAUCGAUAUCUGCCCGUGCAACUGGAAGCGCAUCGUGCUGGGUGCCAUCCUGCUGGCUUCCAAGGUGUGGGAUGACCAGGCCGUGUGGAAUGUGGACUACUGCCAGAUCCUCAAGGACAUCACCGUCGAGGACAUGAACGAAAUGGAGAGACACUUCCUGGAGCUUUUGCAGUUCAACAUCAACGUUCCAGCGAGUGUCUACGCCAAGUAUUACUUUGACCUGCGCUCCCUGGCCGACGACAACAACUUAAGCUUCCCCUUGGAGCCCCUCAGCAAGGAGCGUGCCCACAAGCUAGAGGCCAUUUCCAGGCUCUGUGAGGACAAGUACAGGGACCUAAGCAAGGCAGCCAUGCGGAGGUCUUUCAGCACUGACCACCUGGUGGGCUUUCGGCGAUCCGCUGCCGUGAUCUCCUAACUGAAGACCAUCUGAAGCACUUGCCCCACAUGGUACAACCACAGGACUGAGCCUCUGAAUCCCCCAGAGACUUGUCUUUGGCAAGUGGAAAACACACCAAGACCAUCUCCAGCCAGAAAGAGCAACUACUUGCGAUAAAGAACAAGGGUUUUGUUUUUGUUUUUUUGCUUACUGUGUAGGCUACUAGCUGUGAAAUUUUGUUUUUAAUCAUUUGCAGAUUU